Messenger RNA from Paramecium pentaurelia, 1917 nucleotides. NCBI's taxonomy places the organism in Eukaryota, Ciliophora, Oligohymenophorea, Peniculida, Parameciidae. The record is from the annotation of a GenBank genome assembly.
AUGGAUUAAUAAAAUGAUGUCGUAACUUAGGGUUAAUCACAAGAAUUGAAUGAAUAACAGGAUGAGACUUCAACUCAAAAUGAGCCAAUAGAAUAACCUAUUGCUGAAAACCCCCCGAUAACUGAAACCAUUCCAAUGAUCGAUCCAUUAAUUGAUUAAAAUAAAGAUCAACCUACAAAUUAAGAUAAUAAAACAGAACAAUCAAAUGAUCCUCCUGCUUCAAAUCCAAUUUACACUUAUUCAAUUUUGGCAAAAGAGUUUAUUUUAUUCAGCCUUCCCUAUUUAUAUUUUAUAUUUGCUGCUCUUUAUAGGAUUUAUUAGCUUUAAAAACUACAAGCAGUUACACUACAAAGAUAAUCCAUACGAUCUCAAUUAAGUGAUGAGGAUAUGUAAUUAUUAAAUUAAUUUAAAUUAGUCCCAAAACCAAUCCUCCAUCUUUGAAUAUCAAAAUUAUCAUAUCAUAUUGGCUUUGUUUGGUAUGUACUGUAUCAAUGACAUUGGGAUUUUUUGGUCUAAUUAUGACAAUAUCACCAAAAUUAUACUUCAUUUGGUUGAUACCAAUUGUUGCUCAUAUUAUUUCUGUUAUUUUGCUAAAAUUAGAGUUUAAGGUUUAAGAAUAAUAGGCAACUUGGACUCAUAGAGUAAUAGUUUAUCAACUAUCAAAUAGAUAUUUUGGCCUUUAUAGACUGCAUUUUUGGUGGUCAGAACAACUUAAGAAUAUCAAACUCUUUUGAGUAGUGGAUUAAUAAUUUUGUAAUUGUUCCCAUCAUUGAUUUUAUUGAUAUAUGCCUUGUAUAGACCGAAUGAUCGAACAAGAAUACCAGAUGAUACACCAAAAUUUGCAAAAUAAUUGAUGAAAUAAUUAGAAGAAUUCAAAAUAUUUUAAUCAGAAAAUAAUUCAAAUAGAGAAUCUAUGUUAAACAGGACUAAAGCAAAGAAAGAAAAUACUACUAUAUCAAAAUAAUUAUCAUCAGCAUUUUCUGAUCUCAUAUAAAGCAAAAAUCAAAAUGAAUAAGAACAAUUCUUAAGAGAAAAAAUGCCAGAAAGGAGUGUGAGUGUAAGUAAAAAAGUAAUUAAACGUUUUGUUAAUGACAAUGAAAUUCUUUAUUCAUAUAUGAUUAUUACUAUAAUCGAAGGACAUACUUUUUAAUCAGAAAAGCGUUACCCUGAAUUUUUAAAUAUUGAGAGAGUACAAAUUGACCACUUUAAUAAAUACAAUGCAAGUUCGUUUAAAAUACACAGAAUAGAUCUAUAAUUGGGUGAAGAUGAAUUUUCUUAUGUUUUAAGAAGGAGAGAAUAUUUAGAACGAUGGUUAUAAGAAUAAUUAGCCAAUCCAACCUAUAUCACAAAAAAUUUACUUGACUUCUUAGGUGUAGACGAAGAAAUGCAACAACCAUUUUUAAUAUAUUAAUAAUUGAUCUCAAAGACUAAAUCUUAGAUAAGACCUAAAAGUUAUUAAAAAACUUAAGAAUAUGAAUUAUAAGCUAUCAGAGUAAAUUCUGAAGAAAAUUUGGUUGCUUUAGAUUAUUCUGAACUUCAAUUCUCUUCUAAUUGUGUCUAAUAUGAGUAUGGGAUGUAUGGAUCUAAUUCAAUAGAAUUUGUUAUCAACAUCAAAUACAAAGAAAAGUAAACAUAUAUAUAAAUAAUGUUAGAAGCACAGAACAUGUUUAUAGGAUCUUGAAAACACUUUCUUGUAUUAGAUAAUUUAGUGAGCAACUUGAAUUAUAAAGUGGUCGAGCAUUACCUCCAAAUUUGAAAGUUACAAAAUAAAUUUUAAAUCUAACAACAAAUGAAAAAAUAACCUUUGUAGAUGAAUUUUUUAGAGAAUUAUUAGGAAAUCAUGAAUACUUUUCAAGUGAAUUUUUUGAUUUUAUAGGAUUUGAUAUUAAUAAUAGAUGUCCAAAAGAUUAAAGUUGA